Messenger RNA from Carassius carassius (crucian carp), 2347 nucleotides. It is a transcript of the gene rnf207b, whose product is annotated as ring finger protein 207b. The transcript has 18 exons. NCBI's taxonomy places the organism in Eukaryota, Metazoa, Chordata, Actinopteri, Cypriniformes, Cyprinidae. The record is from RefSeq and is a predicted model, not a curated record. Gene Ontology annotation, biological process: regulation of heart looping; regulation of cardiac muscle contraction. Bases 485 to 2206 code for a protein of 573 amino acids. Gene Ontology annotation, cellular component: perinuclear region of cytoplasm. Gene Ontology annotation, molecular function: zinc ion binding; Hsp70 protein binding; transmembrane transporter binding.
CCAUCCUCUGGUGUGCCAUUUGUGCCAAGAACAGUACGAGCAUCCAUGUUUACUGGACUGUUACCACACGUUCUGUGCUAGCUGCCUCCGUGGAAGGGCCAUAGACAGCCGACUGACUUGCCCUCUCUGUCGAUCUAAAUGGUCAAACAACAUUGCCUGGUCAACUGUAUGGUGCCAGGGGCAUUUGUAGGAGAGAUAACCUUCAACAGCUGCAACAUAAACCAUGCCUUUGUGUUGGACUUAAUCGAAAGUCUCUGGGUACAUUCUGCCAAGGCCACUGUGGUAUCAAACAAUAAACCUAACACUAUCUGACACUUGAAAUUGGAUACAUAGGUCCUGGGCUGGCUACAGUUAGAGAUGUCUGAAAUGCCUGUGUGCUCACCCUUCUGCUUCCAUAUAGUAAGUCUAGCACAAGCUUAAUCGCACACUGUAGAUCUUGCACCUAUAAAAAAUGGAAAAAAGUUGGUGGUCUUUAUAAACCAGCAUGUUAGAGCAUCAGUCCGUUGUGAAAGGAAUAAAUGCACUCCCCCCAGAGGAUCGACUCCUGAAGUUCUUGGUGGACAGUUCAGCAGACAGUGAGGAAACCGUGCAGUGUGCUAACUGUGAUUUGGAGUGCAAGAAACAGGAUGUGGAUGCAAUGUAUUAUUGCAACACUUGUUGCCAGCCACUGUGUCGAGACUGCAGGGAAACCACCCACAAAGCCAAGAUGUUUUCCUGCCACGAGAUUGUCUCCUUGGCAAAGCGCACCAAAGAAGCCCACAAAAAAUGUGCCCUCCAUGAGGAACUCUACAUCAUGUUUUCUACCGAGAAAAAGUCCAUGCUCUGCAUCAACUGCUUCAGAGACAUGCAAGUGGAGAACAGAGCACACUGCAUUGAUAUUGAGACAGCAUAUAUACAAGGCUGUGAAAAAUUGGACCAAGCCGUCUUAGCUGUUAAAGAGCUUCAGACGUCAGCGCGGGAAGCCAUUAUUCUGCUCAAAGCCAUGAUUGGAGAGGUCAGGGCCAAUGUGGAUGAAGAAGAGAGCGCCAUCUGCACUCUGUUCAAUAAUAUGCAGGAAAGACUAGCAGAAAGGAAAAAGAUUCUACUCAAAGCAGCACGAAGUCAGCAUGAGGAGAAGGAGAGAGCCUUCAAAGAGCAGUUAUCUCAUCUUGCAGCUCUCCUGCCAACUCUUCAGGUUCAUCUUGUCACAUGUUCUGCCUUCCUAAGCUCAGCAAAUAAGUUUGAGUUCUUAGACAUGGGAUAUCAAUUAAUGGAGAGACUUAAGAAGAUUGUGAAACUACCACACAGGCUGAGACCAGCACAGAGCAGUAAGAUAAACACAGAGUAUCGCUCCGAGUUUGCUCGCUGCCUGGAGCCGCUUUUGCUGUUGGGGCAGCGGCGUUCAGUGUCCACUGCAGGGAGUGUGGCUUUAGGUCUGGGAAAUGCCAGUGGAAUGAUGCAAUCAUCUCUGUCAGUGCAGUGUCACUCUCCAUCCAUGAGCGACUUGUCACUGUGCUCCUCGGUGGUGCACAGGCCAACCUCACACCGUUAUAUCAGCACCAAGGUCCUGCUGGCGGAGGGCGGAGAGACGCCUUUUAUGGAGCACUGCUGCAACUAUGAGAACAGCUACAGGACUUUACAGACAGAAAUCCAGAAGCUCAAAGACCAGGUGCAGGAGAUUCACCGAGACAUGACCAAGCACCACUCACUCACCAAACCUGACACCAUGAAUGAGAUUCUGGAGAGAUCUGUUCAGGUGGACAGAGAGAUCUCAGCAGAGUACUCCUCAGUCGAGCUCAUGCGGGCCAUGUUCGAGGAGAUUUGGGAGGAGACGUUACAGAGGGUGGCAAAUGAACAGGAGAUAUAUGAAGCACAACUUCAUGACCUGCUUCAGUUAAAACAGGAGAACUCCUAUUUGACCACUAUUUCAAGACAAAUAGGCCCCUACAUUCACUCCAUAGCAAAAGUGAAAGAGCGACUGGAGCCCAGGCUGAAGGAGCCUAAAGAGCUCAAAGAUGAUCGCACAGAGAUCAUGCUGAAGCUGUAUGAGGACAGUACCUCUACUGUGGACACACAGCCCAGUAAUGAGCUGUCUUGUAACACUGGGGACAACUGGACUCUAAACAGCCUAUCAGAAGAGAGCAAUCCCAAGAACAAAGAUUACUACAGGCCAAACAAGCAGAAGAACACCACUGAUACAGCCAAUCGCAAAGCGAUACCAAUGUGAAACCGCUCUUGUGAGCUGUCAGUUUAGCAUCCACAUAUAUAAAUCUAAUUUACGGAAGCUUGGAAGAGAAAAAAACUACUAGUUUACAGUGCUUGUAUUUUAGAGAUUCACAGUAAUGUCAAAUAAACAUCAUAAACAGUG